This is a messenger RNA of Cryptococcus wingfieldii CBS 7118, 1161 nucleotides long. Its product is annotated as glycerol-3-phosphate dehydrogenase (NAD(+)). Gene Ontology annotation, molecular function: protein homodimerization activity; NAD binding; glycerol-3-phosphate dehydrogenase [NAD(P)+] activity. Bases 1 to 1161 code for a protein of 386 amino acids. The record is from RefSeq and is a predicted model, not a curated record. Gene Ontology annotation, cellular component: nucleus; cytosol; glycerol-3-phosphate dehydrogenase (FAD) complex. Gene Ontology annotation, biological process: carbohydrate metabolic process; glycerol-3-phosphate catabolic process. NCBI's taxonomy places the organism in Eukaryota, Fungi, Basidiomycota, Tremellomycetes, Tremellales, Cryptococcaceae. The transcript is spliced from 5 exons.
AUGUCCCCCGCCCAAGUCACCCAGCAGCUCGACGACCUCGACAUCGCCUCCACCCUCACCACCCCUGCCGUCACCCGCCCCUCCUCCCCCGCUCCCCCCAGCCUGCCCCGCUCUCCCCUUCCCACCGGCAAGCACAAGAUUGCCGUCAUCGGUUCUGGCUCCUGGGGAACCGCCCUCGCCAAGAUCGCUGCCGAGAAUGCCUGGAAACACAAGGACGAUUUCCACUCCGAAGUCCGCAUGUGGGUCCGUGAAAAGAUUGUCGACGGCAAGCCCCUCACCCAGGUCAUCAACCGAACCCACCUCAACUCGCGAUACCUCCCCGACGUCCCUCUUCCCCGCAACCUCGUCGCCGUGCCUCACUUGAAGGAUGUCGUCAAGGAUGCCACCCUCAUCGUCUUUGUCGUCCCCCACCAGUUCCUUCACACUGUGCUCAACGAGCUCUCCAGGCCCGGUAUCCUCACCCCCGGCGCCAAGGCCGUCAGCGCCAUCAAGGGUGUCGAGGUUAAUGGUACCGACAUCCAGACCUUUGCCAGCUUGAUCAGUGCCAAGGUCGGCCUCCCCUGCUCUGCUUUGAGCGGUGCCAACAUUGCUCUUGAAGUUGCCUUGGGCCAAUUCUGUGAAACCACCAUCGGAUGCCCUACCCACGAGGAGGUCUUGCUCUGGCACGCCGUCUUCAACGCCCCUACUUUCCGAGUGGCGGCCGUUGAAGAUGUCAGCGGUGUCUCGCUUGCUGGUGCGCUCAAAAACAUUGUCGCCCUGGCUGCGGGUAUCGUCGACGGUCUCGGCUAUGGCGGCAACACCAAGGCUGCCAUUAUGCGAAUCGGUCUGAAGGAGAUGACUGAGUUCUGUUUGGAAUUCUUUGAGGGUUCCAAGCGAGAGACCUUCUCCAACGAGUCUGCCGGUGUCGCCGACCUUACCGUCACCUGCUACUCUGGCCGAAACCGCAAGUGUGCCGAAGAGUUUGCCAAGACUGGCGCUCCCUUCGACUACAUCGAGAAGAAGCUCCUCAACGGCCAGAAGCUCCAGGGUACCGCCACCGCCGAGGAAGUCAACGCCUUCCUCGUCGCCCGAAAGCGUGCGCACGCCUACCCCUUGUUUGAAAAGGUCUACAAGAUUGCCUUUGAGGGCAUGCCCCCCAAGAACCUCGUCGUGGGUCUCUAA